CCAACCGCCAUUAAACACGAAGAGGAAGAAACGACAACAAUGGCGUCCGUAGACGUGGAAGACGAGAGUAUCCUCGCGUCCAUCUUCAGGGACAGCUUCCCGGACACCUGGAGGGACAAUCCGGACUUCACGGCCUACCUGUCCGAGCUCAGCUCGUUCGGAGUGGAGAAGCUGAGCCGCGAGCCGGAGCGACUGGCGGAGGAGCGCGCGCAGAUUCUGCAGCAGACCCGGGAACUGGCCUUCUCCAACUACCAGACCUUCAUCCGCACCGCCGACUGCACCGAACACAUCUACCGGGACUUCGGUCGCGUGGAGAGCAGCGUGUCCCGACUGCUGGACAAGCUGCCCGGCUUCGGACAGAAGUGCAGGGGGUUCAUGAAGGAGGCAGAGGAGAUCGGCGCCAGUCGUCGUAUGAACAGCCUUACGUUAAACCGUCACACAGAGAUUCUGGAAAUUCUGGAGAUCCCUCAGCUCAUGGACACUUGCGUCCGCAACAGUUACUACGAGGAGGCUCUGGAGCUGGCGGCGUACGUCAAGAGGCUGGAGAAGAAGCACUCCUCCCUCCCGGUCAUCCAGGGCAUUGUGCGUGAAGUCCGCCAUUCAGCUCAACUCAUGCUCAACCAGCUCCUGCAGCAGCUCCGCAGUAAUUCCCAGCUUCCUGUCUGCUUGCGUGUGAUUGGGUACCUCCGGCGGAUGGAUGUCUUUACUGAAGCCGAGCUGCGGGUAAAAUUCCUGCAGGCCCGGGGCACCUGGCUGCGUGCUGUCCUCUCUGCCAUCCCUGAAGAGGACUCAUACUUUCACAUCACCAAAACUGUUGAGGCCUGCCGUGUGCACCUCUUUGACAUCAUCACACAGUACCGUGCCAUCUUCUCUGACGAGGACUCCUUAGUGCCCCCUGUUGGUGUUCAGGCCGCAGUGAACGAGGCGGCGAUCUUUCACGGCUGGGUGGUGCAGAAGGUGGCAGAGUUCCUGGAGACACUGGAGAGGGACCUGCAGCGAGGUGUGGGAGGCCGCCUGGACUCUCUGCUGGGCCAGUGCAUGUACUUCGGCCUGUCCUUCAGCAGGGUGGGAGUGGACUUCCGUGGACAGCUGGCACCAAUGUUCCAAAAGGUGGCGGCAGAUAUUUUCUACAAAGCUGUCCAGGAAGCGGUCGACAAGUUCCAGGAGGACAUGAACACAUACACGCUUAUUGCACUGCCCUCGAUGCUUGGAGGGACGAUCCCCGCUGUGCCGCCCUGCACUCAGCCCGGCACCCUGCAGCCGCCCAUGUCUCUGCUGGACUUCCAGCCACUCGCCUGCUUCCUCAACAACAUCCUGACCGUGUUCAACGACCUCCGGCUAUGCUGUCCCGUUGGACUGGCUCAGGACGUGACCAAAUGUCUCGAAGACGCCCUCAUGAAUGUGACGAGACAGAUCGUGGUGUUCCACCGGGCCGAGGAGUCGGCGUUCAGCCUCCGGGAGAAGGAGCUGUUUGUUCAGUUCUGCUCUGCGUACACUGACGAUCUGCUGCCGUUCCUAAACCGCUGUCUGCAGAUUCUGUUUCCUCCGGCUCAGCUGGCGCUCAUUCUGGGUGUUCCUCCAAAUCAGCUGCACAAGUACGGCAGUUUGGGCUCCGUCGACCUGGCUGCGGUUCUGGAACCUCUGGACUUUGUGCUUCCUGAGCGAGAAGCAGUGCCGCCCCCUCUGCUGGUCGACAUCUGCGCCGAGCUCAGUGGCCCGACCGCUGACGACCAGCAGCAAGACGAACCAGUGAGAGAUCCCGAUCCAACGGGAAUCCCGUCGGUUCCUGCAGACUCUGAACCAGAGCUCAAGAUUGAACUGACUGACCCAAAGUCCGAAAAGAAAGAGUUAGAACCCGAGAGUGUGGAGUUUGUCACAGAAACUGGUACCACUGUGGCGUUAAGCAGUUGAUUAAAUGAACUUUCCAAAGGUGUCUUUUGUGUAUUUAAGAUCACUAAUCUGAAUCUUUUUGUAUUUUUGAACUGUUGCUUUGGAAGAAUAUUUUCUGAUCCUGGUUAUUGGGCAGCGCAGUCUCGUUUGAGGACGGGCGCUAAAAGGUUAAAAUAUGACACAAUCCUACGUCCGGGGACAGCCGUCUGUUUUGGGGUAAAUUGCACACAAAAUGAAAAUGCUAAGAAAGUGAGGUUGUGGUGGAAAGUGGACAUGUGUUGCGGUUUGUUUCUGACCCGGAGCUCAAACGUGUCGAGGCGGUUUUGUAGGCGAGAGAACGCAGCUCCUCUCAGGUUAGCUGUGUUGGCUAACACUUACUGACACGACGUCUCACUUUCGCCUCGUCACUUCUCUACGGAAGCGUAUUGCAUUCACUGGAUAAAAUUUUUUUUCGGAAUUAUCUCUUGUAAUUAUGA
This is a messenger RNA of Thalassophryne amazonica, 2366 nucleotides long. RefSeq names its product component of oligomeric golgi complex 8 (gene cog8). The transcript has 5 exons. NCBI's taxonomy places the organism in Eukaryota, Metazoa, Chordata, Actinopteri, Batrachoidiformes, Batrachoididae. Gene Ontology annotation, cellular component: COG complex. Gene Ontology annotation, biological process: intra-Golgi vesicle-mediated transport. The record is from RefSeq and is a predicted model, not a curated record. The coding region runs from base 40 to 1911 and encodes 623 amino acids.